GGCAGAAAGCAGUUAGCGGAAAUGGAGGAAGAAGAAGAGGAAGUUCCACGGCGUCUUUUUCAAACGCUUGUUAACGGUUGUCUCCUUGGUGCUGCCUUCCGCGUUUAAAACCACACACAAGGAUGCGAAAAUACAAUAAUACGACUCGCUAAGUUGUCCUCGACGAGCGUGUCUGUUCGUGUCUUGUGGACUUUAAAGAACGUCGUCGUGCUCCGGUGAGAAAAAAAAACAAACAAAAAAACCUGCUAACUUCAAGCUAGCGGCUAAUGUUAGCUUAGACUGGCUUCUUCAGUACGCAACUUUUCAUUUAAUUUGACUACAUGGCUCACUAGAUAUGCCAUUUAAAUGAAAUUGACGUUGUCUAACAGCGGAAAUAAAUCGUUAUUUACUUGUUUGACGCCUUUGGUGCGACUAAGCUCCAAAUAAGUGGAGAUGUGGAGAAUCGUAUAGUCAUAUAAAAGUUAUUUAGUAUUUCUGCCUGCCUGCCUUGGGAGAAAAAGCCACCAUGGAGAAAUUGGACUUCUCAGACGAGGAAAUUAAGGAGCAACUGGCCCUGUUGGGUUACACGAACGUUCCCGAAGACAAACUGAGAGAAUUCAAGCAAGAUCUUGAACUGCUGAUCAAAAAAGGCAACUGCACCAACGCCCCCGAGUCAUCGUCCAACAUGAAUGCCACAGCGCACGAAGCCAGACCUCCGGCCUUCAUCAAGGAGAAAGUUAGCCCACACGACUUUGAAGCCUCUGCUGGGGGGUUUUAUCUCCACAACGAGCACCACGACACCCGGGUUCUUGGUCGCUGUGCCAACGAAGGUGACAGCUGCACAGAUGGAGGAGAUCAUGAGGCCGCGCCGCUGGCGUCCCUUGGCGUUGGUCACACGCUCAUCCCCGACACCCACGGGAGACGCUUCAUUAAGCGAAAGGUCCUCAGGAAGCGGGGGGGCCAGUCGCUGGUCUGUGAUGAAUCCAUCUACAGCCAAGACUCUGAGCUUGAACUGCUGAUCGAAAAAGGCAACUGCACCAACGCCCCCGAGUCAUCGUCCAACAUGAACGCCACGGCGCACGAAGCCAGACCUCCGGCUUUCAUCAAGGAGAAAGUUAGCCCACACGACUUUGAAGCCUCUGCUGGGGGGUUUUAUCUCCACAACGAGCACCACGACACCCGGGUUCUUGGUCGCUGCGCCAACGAAGGUGACAGCUGCACAGAUGGACGAGAUCACAAGGCGUCGCUUGGCGCUGGUCACACGCUCAUCCCCGAAACCCACGGGAGACGCUUCAUUAAGCGAAAGGUCCUCAGGAAGCGGGGGGGCCAGUCGCUGGUCUGUGAAGAAUCCAUCUACAGCCAAGACUCUGAUUUGUCCAGCAGCGUCCAGGAGCAUCUGUCGGACCUUCACUUGGCUCCGUCCGCACAUCGCGACAUCACCCGCAGUGACAGCACGCUUGACUCCGACGUGGAGAGCGGCUCUUACAGUUCCUUUGACUCUUUCGUCACGCACUCGACACAAGCGAGAAGCGACGGCGACCUUCCACCCAAGCCCAAAUCCUUCAUCCGACCCGUCGUGACCCAGCAGGGCAUCAAGAAGACUGACCCAGUGGCCAGGUACUUCCAGUACAAGCAGCUGUGGGACGCACUCAAGCUUCCUGGAGAGAGUGACCACAAGGAACUUCGCUGGGAAAUAAGGGAGCGACUAGCCUACCAGCCUCCGGCACCCAAACCUCGUAGAAACUACGUGGCCAACACCUACGUGGUCCCCACAGAGAAGAAGCGCUCAUCUCUGCGCUGGGAGGUCAGGAACUACCUGGCCCACGGAGCAACACCUCAUCAAUUUACUUAUUGAUUUUGGACUUUCAUUGUUUUAGCAUGUUUUUAUUAAUAAAUGGUUUUAUGGUCCAACA
Molecule: messenger RNA, 1892 nt
Organism: Doryrhamphus excisus (bluestripe pipefish)
Lineage: Eukaryota; Metazoa; Chordata; Actinopteri; Syngnathiformes; Syngnathidae
Source: RefSeq, a predicted model, not a curated record